Molecule: messenger RNA, 717 nt
Organism: Aspergillus mulundensis
Lineage: Eukaryota; Fungi; Ascomycota; Eurotiomycetes; Eurotiales; Aspergillaceae
Product: ThiJ
Exons: 2
Coding region: 1-717 (238 amino acids)
Molecular function (GO): glyoxalase III activity
Source: RefSeq, a predicted model, not a curated record
AUGCCCGCCCGCAAAGCCCUCAUCGCCGUAACCUCCGCCAGCGCGCCCCUCUUCAACGGCGCCGAAACAACCGGCCUCUUCAUCGUCGAAGCCCUACACCCCUACAAGGCCCUCACAGCCGCCGGAUUCGACGUCGACCUCGCCUCCGAAACCGGCAGCUACACGCCCGACUGGCUCUCGCAGCAACCCGACUUCCUGAACGGCGAGGACCUAGCGAUCUGGAACGACCUCACCAGCUCCUUCCGCCAGAAACUCGACAACAUGCGUCCAGCCGCGCAGCUUGACGCGUCGCAGUACGGACUGUUCUUUGCCUCUGCGGGACACGCCGCGCUCAUCGAUUACCCCACAGCGUCUGCGCUGCAGGGGAUCGCGGAGACUGUCUGGGCGAAUGGGGGCGUUGUCUCGAGCGUCUGUCAUGGACCUGCUAUCUUUGCGAACUUGAAGGACACGGAGACCGGGGAGCCGCUGAUCAAGGGGAAGAAGCUUACGGGGUUCACGACGGAGGCGGAGAGUACGAUGGGGAUUAUGGGGGAGCUGAGGGGGUUGGGGGCCGAGAUGGUGCAGGAGCUGGCGGAGCGGUUGGGGGCUAAGUAUGAGCGAUCUGCUGGCAUCUGGGAUGACUUCCAUGUUGUUGAUGGGCGGCUGGUUACGGGGCAGAACCCGGCUAGUUCGACUUCUACGGCCAGGGCUGCGAUUGAGGUGUUUGAGAAGCUUUAA